Molecule: messenger RNA, 1354 nt
Organism: Acomys russatus (golden spiny mouse)
Lineage: Eukaryota; Metazoa; Chordata; Mammalia; Rodentia; Muridae
Exons: 4
Coding region: 1-768 (255 amino acids)
Source: RefSeq, a predicted model, not a curated record
AUGCAUGUCCCUAGUUCAGAAAUCAGAACCAUUAGACAGAUACCUUGCUUGGAAGAUGUAGGCAAGCUCCAACUCUUGCAUCAGAAUACUCCUGCCCUAGGCCCCAGCCGCCCCCCAGGACUUCAGUGCAGCCCUGGAGUACACCCAUCUCCCGCCCUAGAUGGGGCUCCCCCAACUGGCGGGAACCAGAGACACUGCAGUGCGACACCCUGCAGGGAGCUGAAUCUGAAGCCCCGGCUUGAGAUCUAUACAGGCCCUGCGUCUUUGCGCCCCCACCUACCCGUGCAGAAUCUCCAGUCUCCAGCGCCUGUUUCCACGUGUUCCGAAGCCCCAGGUGCCGCUGCGCUGGCUCCAGAAGGCAAGAGGCCGAGGGUCCCAGAGCGCUCGGGCUACCGCCGCACCACGUGUGCUAUGGGGACUGGCGCGGGUGGAGCGGGCCGGAUCAGGCUCCUCCACCCCCACCGCAAACCCGCUGCCACGCGCCCUGUCGCCGUCCCGCAGCAAGGGCCGGCCCAAGCCUCGCGGGCGCGCAGGGACACCUUCUGGACAGCGCUGUGGACACGGUCUGCAAAGGAAACGUGCUCACAGGUGCCUCCUCCUGGACGGCGGCGGCGGAGGCGGCGAGCGGAGCCGGGAGCAAGUGUGGAGAUGGGACCUCUCCGAGAGAGCAAGGUAAGGGGACCGGGUGUGCGUGUGGGCACGGUGACAGGGUCCGAGGACGCUUCAGUAAAUGACAAGGUGGGUACAGCUUGCCUAGUAGAGAGUUAGGUGAGAGAUGGACCCUGGCGUCCAGAGUCCAAGCAAUGAAGGGAGAGAGGUGUUGGGUACAUCAGGAAAGCAGAGGGUCAUCUGAUGGUUAUGGGAUGUGGCAGAUGGGGAGCUGGCACUACAGGAAGAGAUUUGGGGGAUUAAUAUGAGGAUUUAAAAGAUUGACUUUAGAGGGUUAAUCCUAGCUCCUGACGCUAUGACUUGAGGUGAAGCUUUUAGCUGGUGUCAUGUGUUUGCCUGAGUGUGUGAUAUGCUAAAGGAAUUUGGUGUGUUCGUGACUGAGAAAUAAAGACUGCAGCGUGACAGUGACCCAGCUCAAGAGUCUGCAGUGUGCCAAGCAGAGUGGCUGGCGUGGGAUACCUGCUGGGUGACUGAUGGGCUGGACAGAUCCAGAGGCUGGGUGUGGCUUGCAGCCCCAGGAUGGCAUGGAUUCCUGAGCCAAAUUCCGGGCGGCUGCAAGGGGUUUUCCCUGUGGAGGCUUCGCUGAGGUGUUGACUUUGGCCUUGACCCUUCCUGGUAAGCUUAGGAAAUAAGCAGGAGGUCAUGUUGGGGAAAUGGCAUUUGCGACUUUAGCCAAAGCCCUCUU